This is a messenger RNA of Arvicanthis niloticus (Nile rat), 3100 nucleotides long. It is a transcript of the gene Scel, whose product is annotated as sciellin. The record is from RefSeq and is a predicted model, not a curated record. NCBI's taxonomy places the organism in Eukaryota, Metazoa, Chordata, Mammalia, Rodentia, Muridae. Gene Ontology annotation, cellular component: cytoplasm. Gene Ontology annotation, biological process: epidermis development.
UGGGAAGUGCACCAGGGAGCUCCAGGUGCCCAUUUGUUUCAGCGAUCCACUUGGGGAAUCACUGCGGGUCAGUUAGCCAAGAGUCCCCGGUUUCUGCGCAACAAAGAUCUGCACUAGAAUCCAGUAUGUCGAAUUUUUCCUCAAGAAAAAAGUCUCCUCCUGAAAAUGAUCCGAAGAGCACCCGGGAAACUGCACUGAGACAACAGGGUUUUCAUGAUGUGAACAAAAGAAGGGCUUUCUUACAGGAUAACAGCUGGAUAAAGAAGCUCCCAGAGGAAAAAGACGAAAAUUACGGCAGAGUGGUGCUCAACCGUCAUAACUCCCAUGAUGCCUUGGACAGGAAAAUAAUGGAGAGAGAUGAGCCAAAGGCCACAAUUAGCCGGUACAGAUCUGAGGACAUGCUGGACAGAACGCUGUCCACGUUUAAAACACCAGAAUCAACCAAGAUGCCAGCUGGAAGCUCCUUCAGUGCAAACUCUACUGUCACGGCUUCAACCCCGGCUACCACUCCUGUGAAAAAGAAGAGACAGUCCUGGUUCCCACCGCCCCCUCCUGGUCACAAUGCCUCUCCAAGCACAGGAGCCAGCAGAAGGGACCCGGCUUUUCACCCUCCACUACCUCCAAAGCCCUGUUCACCCAUUGCUUCUCCUAAACAACCGAGGCGGAAUAACAGGCAAAUACACACAGCUACAGCAGGGGCAUGUGGAGAAACCUAUAGACAUGCUGAAAGAAAUAUAAGGACUGAGGAUCUCGAUGACAUCAUCAGGGUGGCGGCCGCACUUCAGAAAACUGACAAGGGUGAAGAGUUGGACAAUCUCAUCAGGAUGAACAAAAGUUUGAACAGAAAUCAAGGUCUCGAUGGCCUCUUCCGAGCAAACCUGAAGGCACAGCAGUUGGACAAAAGAGCCCAGAGUCUUGAAAGUCUGAUCUAUAUGAACACCCAGAUGGACAGAGAUGGCAAAGGAAGUCAAGCCUUCGGGAGCCUUAAGAAAAUCAACCAAAGGGCUGACACCGACAGAGGAAGCCAAGAUCUCAGAUCAAUUAUCAGGACAAAUGCAACAGCGGAGAGAAGCAGCAGAAGAGGUAAAGAUGGUGAUAGUGCCGUGAAGAUCAACCCCAAAGGACAUGAAAGUACCCCUGGAAAACAAGGCCUCGACGGACUGAUGAAGGUGAACCCUGACACAAGUAAAAAUAUGAAGAGGGGCCAGAGCCUUGACAAUCUUAUCAAAGUCACCCCGGAGGUAAACAGAAGUAGCAAAGGGGGUCAAAGUCUUGACAAUUUCAUCAAAGGGGUUGCUGCGAGGAGCAGAGCUAACCAAGGGAACCAAGAACCGGACAGUCUCAUUAAGGUGACCCCGUCAACAAACAAAAGCAAUCAGCACAGUCUUGAUGAACUUAUUAACACAAGCCCCAAAGCUGUCAAAACUACUGCUGGACACCAAGAUCUUGAUAAGUUCAUCAAAGAAAAUCCUGAUGGUCUUACAAACAACCAAAGAAACCAUGAUCUAGAUAGCACCAUCAGAGGGAAUCCUACAGUGAUCAGAUGUGACCAAAGCCAAGACUUGGACAAUCUUAUCAAAGUGAAGCCUUCUUCUCUCCGAAACACAAAUGGAGACCAUGACCUAGAAAGUUUAACUGAAGUAAAUUCUCAUGUGUCUGAAGAGAAGAAUAUGAGGACAGAUGUCCAAGCCAAUGGAAUCACUAACAGUCUGCACAAGGAGUCCACGAGAACCUCUGUCUAUUCUUAUGAAACCAAAAACAGUCUCAGCUCCAAUUCUGGAACCAGGAAGGCUGGGCCCAAGGACACUGUUGUUUAUACAAGGACAUAUGUGGAGAACAGUAAAUCACCAAAGAAUGGGUAUCAGGAAAAUAUCUCAGGAAAAUAUAUACAAACUGUUUAUUCAACUUCAGAUAGGUCUAUCAUUGAAAGAGAUAUGUGCACUUACUGCCGCAAGCCCUUGGGGGUGGAAACCAAAAUGAUUUUGGAUGAGUUACACAUCUGCUGCCAUUCCACCUGCUUUAAGUGUGAAAUAUGCAAACAGCCUUUGGAAAAUUUACAGGCAGGUGACAGUAUCUGGAUUUAUAGACAGACGAUACACUGUGAGCCCUGCUACUCUAAAGUGAUGGCAAAGUGGAUGCAAUAAUGCUGACACAUAGACAUGAAGAUGAACAUCCUUCCUGAGGAAUUUAAAGCCGUCUUCUAAGAAUGUGUAAUCUAGAAAAGAUCUGCAUUGAACAUCGUCUCUUGUAUCAAAAUAACAGUUUUGUUGUUGCACAAAUGAUCUAAGUGCUUUGAAGAAGGUCACAUAUGUGAAAAGAACCAUCUGGUAGCUGGCAAAGUUUAGUGAUAAAAAAAAAAAACAUCUACAUAGUUCUAGUUACCUAAGUCAACGGCAGUGAGCAUUCUCAACCCUGAGCAGGUCAGCCCUGCUCAGUGUUUAGCUGCCCAUCCUGCUUUCCACUGUAACUGACUUUCUUAUCUUCUCACCUAUAUCCUCCUAAUAAUAUGUAUUAGAGCAUUAUUGACACCCUGACAAAUAGGAUGAUAGAAGCAAGAUACACUUCUUUUUCUACAAAAGAAAAUGCACAUAGAAAUUUUCUUAUAAAAUUUUGCUUCAAGAUGUCAAUGUUCCAAGUUGUUUGGACCUUAGGAAAUCACUUAAAGUUUCCAGACUUUUGGUGACAUUAUCUGUGACACCAUAGAUAUUAGACAAAAUGAUUUCUAAGUCCUUCUUUGCUUUUCCUAUCCUCUGAAUCUAAAGGAAAUUUGAGUUUCCUGUUUAGAAACAUGUUGAUCUACUUGUUAGCUAUGUUGGGGAAAUAUAAAUCAUUUCACCUAAGUGUCAUCCUUCAGUUUAUCGCAGGCAUAGCUUUUGAGGACCAUUCUUAAAACUGAAAUUAAUAGCUCUAUGGGUGACAGGUAAAAUCAGAUAAUGUGUAAUUUGUUAAAUUUUAUUUGCAUGUAUUUCAAACUCUGGGUGAUCAAAUAAUCGGAGAAGUAACAGCUAUGUAUUACAAACGUGUUAUAUAUGUUCAUGUUAUAAACGGUUCAUGUUUACAGAAGGCUCACAACAAUAAAAUAAACUGUCAGUUUCCGGAA